UCUACUCAAAAUUUGCUCUUAUUCAUAAUGUUCAAGCUUACAUCUUCUGUUCAUCCCAGCUUCACGCUCUUUCCUUUCAUCGCCAUAUACUUUCAUCUUAUAUACCUUUUUUAAUCAUAUUGAACCAGCAUGUUCCACCCUUCGGAGCACGAUACAUCAACUUCGUUGGCGCGCCAGUUGGUGCAAAAUGUCCCUCGCGGUUCUAAUCUGUUCCGGGCUUCACGAGAACUACUUCAUGCUACAAGAUACCCUUCUAUACACCCUUCGACUUAUCAAAUCCUCAUAGCUUUUGCUGUGGUCCAUACCUGCAUCAUGGGGGUAUGUGGUAUGGUUAUCGUGGUACCAAUUGCGUUCAGUAAGGUCAAGCGAGGAAAAUACAUGUGGAUUUUCAAGAAAGUUUACGCCGGGAAAGGUCAAACACCACUCUAUAUUCCAAAUAGUGCCCUUGCAGUUGCAUUUACCCAACUGAUUAGCAGCAUGUUAUGCUUGGUGUACUCUGGUCUCUAUUACCUGUCAUUUACGUCACCCAAGGUGGCAAAUCGAGUUUAUCUAUACGCUUGGGUGCAAUUGAUGUGGCUUUUCGGAUUCUAUGGAUAUUGGAUAACAGGAUGGUCUGGGUUAUGCACUAUCUUGUGUUCGCCAGUAACCCAAAUUCCUCGACCGCUUCGAAAACUGGUAAACCGACCAAAUGCAGUGAAUGCAUUCCACACACUAGUACCGAUAUUCGUCUCUGUAUGUACUUUGGCGUGGGUUGUACUCCUUGUGUUUGCUUAUCACCGGGAGUCAGAAGGAUAUAACCACCUUGACGCUUUACUCAAUGUCGCUGCGAUCCAACUGGACAAUCAAGAAAGUCUCGAUGUUAAAACUCUUUUUAAGGUGGCUAUACAAUUCAUGACUUCUGAUAGUCAACUUAUUCGGAUAGUUAGGUGGAACUCAUAUUUCUGGGCAAUGCUCGGUUUUCUUACGCUUUUCCCAUUUAUCUUGUCUGGUUGGUCUAUGAUUGGACUCCUGAGAAAUAGUAGUUCCUCUGUUCGACAAAUGAUGCAAGCAGCUGAAGGGCUCAAAAUGCCCGACUCUGAGGGAUUGUUCUAUACGGAAAAGAUCACUAAGGAACUCAGAAGAGGUUAUGUUUAUGUUGCGUGUCAUUUUUCGGCAAUGUUACUAUCAAUGGUUUAUAGCAUUGUCAUCUGUGUGCUACUAGGAGUCAAGGCAGACAAAGUGGUUCUUGAGUCAAGAUGGAGGUCAUUGGGCUCUUGGUUAUAUCUUGUGUGUGGGGUGAUAGUCGCAGGUGCAAUGCUACUGCAAAGUUGGAGGAUCUUCACGGAUUUGGAUGUCAUCAUCACCGAAACUAGUUCAGCCCCGGGAGAAAGCGACACAAUGGCAGCCAGUCAAACUUCGUCCUCAGUACAUCGACCAGAUAGUAUAGGUUCUUUAGAUGACUUGACCCUUCAGGACUGCACGAUGAAAGAUCCAAUGGGAUCAGUUCAAGUGGUUCAAAUUCAACAAGCCAGAGUAGCAGUCCGUCCGCCACGCGCUCAAGCAAUAACCAUCCGGACAGCUUUUUGAUUCAGAAAUUGUCGGAAAGAAAAGCUCACAACAUUUUAAUAUUCCCUCCCCCUUUUGCUUUCAUCAAACCUCCGAUGAUUCCUAUCCCAUUUUCACCGGUGAAAUUUUUUUUAGACUUGCAGAAUACACAUUCAUUAAUCCCCAGCAUUUUUGUCCCCUCUUCCGUAUCUUGACCUGGAUGUAUAGAUUUCUUGGAGUAGGCAAUCUGAGAUAGUCUACGAGAUGUUAUAGUCACGAGUAGAUGUUAUAGUCACGAGUAGAUGUUAUACGUCACAUCUCACAGAAGAGGCUGAUUUUAUAUUUCUAGUUUUUGUUAUAUUUGCAUAUUUCUUGUUUCAAAAUUAUUCUAUUCCAAGUGUCAUACUAUUACGCUUCUUGAGCUCAACAAAAUUUAAUUACAAAAACCCUCUUUAUUUUUCUUUCAAUAUCAUUUUCUCUAUGAUCAGUUUCACAUUACCUUGUUCUAACAUUUUCACAAUGUACGUAGUAAUUGACUUCAGAGUACUUAGGUUUCAUUCUUGAUUUCAAGUUAUCGUUUAAUAUAUUUUUCUACACCCUCACUAUAAACUAACACUCUUUAUAAACUUGUAUCUGGUUGUGAAACAUUUGUGAUUAAUAUAUUGCCGCAAUAAUUAAGGCUGCACAUCUACAAGAAUGUAUAUGGCAUUC
Melampsora larici-populina 98AG31 is the source of this 2235-nucleotide messenger RNA. RefSeq lists its product as uncharacterized. Lineage: Eukaryota; Fungi; Basidiomycota; Pucciniomycetes; Pucciniales; Melampsoraceae. The transcript has 11 exons. Bases 130 to 1566 code for a protein of 478 amino acids. The record is from RefSeq and is a predicted model, not a curated record.